Molecule: messenger RNA, 738 nt
Organism: Cetraspora pellucida
Lineage: Eukaryota; Fungi; Glomeromycota; Glomeromycetes; Diversisporales; Gigasporaceae
Source: the annotation of a GenBank genome assembly
AUGGCCGAAGAAUCUGAGGAUGCCAUAGAAUAUGUGGAGAUUAUAAGUAAACGACUCACUGAAUUACUCGACCUUGGCUUUCAGCUGAGUUAUAGUGUUAUUGGUAGCAUUCUUUAUUUAUUUGAAGAUAGAUUAGAAGGUAUUGGUGAAACAUUAGUGAAAUCAUUCAUAAAUGUAAAACAAGAUUCUCGGGAUAACUUGUUAAAUCGUUGUUUGAUAGAAACAUUAAGACCUAAGCACAGUUCUAAUAAACCUCAAGUUUGGAAUUUUCUAUAUAAAGCCAUGACAAACAAUCCUGAGGUGGCAUUCACUAAGGCAUUUGAAUAUUAUUUAAGAAAAAAUGAAAAAUUAACAACAGAAUAUGGAAUUAUAAAACUUUCAUUACCAUCGAAUUUUUAUAAUUGGAUACUUAUCAAAUUUGGGUUAGAUGCACGAAUCACAAGACUUUGCUUUGAGGACAUAUUAAAAGCACGUGUUAGUAUAGAUAAGGCAAUUACAGCAAAUGCUAAUACAGAUAUACCUAACGGAAUAAGCCAAUACGAUUUUCAUACAACUUGCAAUAUUUUUAAAAUUUAUUCUCCAUUAUUUAGAUAUUACUUACCUGAUUUAUUUAAUAUGAAAAUAUCAUUUGAUAUGCCGAUGCAAAUAAUUGAAGAUACGGAUGACAUUUUUCGUAAUUAUCUUCAUGAACUUAUUUAUCAAAACUUUCCAAAUUCAGAAAAUGUCAAUUUAAAUUAA